GAGGGGCUUGAAGAUCGGUUUUCAUCAAUAUAAGGUCCAUAAACACAAUUGAGGGCAGUAUUAUUCUCACCCGCAACACAGUUGCUCCGUUGAGUUGGUGUGGCGAUAGAGGUGCAUUAUCGUGUUUUUCUUUCAGUUCUUUCGCAUAAGCUUCACGAUCACAAUAUGAUGAUCAAGCUGGCAGUAACAUUUUUCGUUCUCGUCGCCGCGGCUCAGUGUGACGUCACGGAACAUGCGGAAAACCACGCACACAAACACGAACCAAUCGUUCCUCCCACGGGUCUCAUGCAGAUGCAAGGAGUUCAGGGAAACAACCAUUCUCUCAUCUUGGGACAGAGGAGAUACGGAGACAGCCUGAUCCAUACAGACGUGGCUAAGAAGACCAGCAAGUGGUUCCGAAUCGUGGAAAGUGACAUCAAAUUCCCGUCCAACGGCGCCAAGAACACCAAGACCAUCAACUACCUGCAGGUGCUCGACCGAAAGGCCAACGGCCACAGCGGCUGGCCGUAUCUCACCCAAGGCGGCAUUGGUUUCAAAAAUGUCUCCCUUCAUUUCACAUCAGAACGCGGCCACGGAUUCGACUUCCUGAUUUACGUAUACGGAUACAAUGGUUAAUUGUCUUAGGUUGAAAUAAAGGAAUCACCUGAAAA
Molecule: messenger RNA, 650 nt
Organism: Bemisia tabaci
Lineage: Eukaryota; Metazoa; Arthropoda; Insecta; Hemiptera; Aleyrodidae
Product: probable salivary secreted peptide
Source: RefSeq, a predicted model, not a curated record